AUGCCUAAUUCCGUGUUUGUGGACAAAUACCUAGCACUUUACAAUGUGAUCUCGGCUUCGCUCUGGUGUGUCAUUUUAUUUCAGACUUUACGUGAUGCGAUUAUUUUUUUGAAUUAUGAUUCUGAUAUUACGUCUGCCGCAGAAUGUGUUUACAUUUCACACAGCUAUAUUGAUUACCCUCAUAAGACUCUUGUCUUGGUUCAAGCUUUCAAUGCUGUUGUCGAGAUUUCCAACACAUUAUUGGGGAUUGUCAAAUCUUCUAUUCCGACUGUAUUAUUACAGUUUUUAGCCAGGUUAUUGAUCACUGUUGGCAUAAGCUACUAUAUUCCCGGUUCUAAAGGAAAUUUUCAUUUUUUGAGCUAUACAUCUUUAUCGUUAGCGUGGUCAGUAACAGAAGUUAUCAGAUAUAGUUUUUUUUCGGCCAAAUUAGUCAAGAACGACAUUCCUUAUAGCCUACUUUGGCUACGUUAUUCUACGUUUUUCGUAUUGUACCCAGCUGGCUUAUUCAGUGAACUGUAUGUGGUUUAUUUGAGUUUGGACUCUGUACGUGGGUCCGGCUAUUAUUGGUUUCUAAUUUUUGCUCUCACUAUGUACAUUCCAGGAUUUGUCGUAUUAUAUGGAUAUAUGAUUAAACAAAGAAAGAAAGUCUUGAAUGUCAAAAAUGCUAAAAAGUUACAAUGA
Molecule: messenger RNA, 681 nt
Organism: Debaryomyces hansenii CBS767
Lineage: Eukaryota; Fungi; Ascomycota; Pichiomycetes; Serinales; Debaryomycetaceae
Product: protein tyrosine phosphatase-like domain-containing protein
Exons: 1
Coding region: 1-681 (226 amino acids)
Biological process (GO): fatty acid elongation; sphingolipid biosynthetic process; very long-chain fatty acid biosynthetic process
Cellular component (GO): endoplasmic reticulum membrane
Molecular function (GO): 3-hydroxyacyl-CoA dehydratase activity
Source: RefSeq, a predicted model, not a curated record